Molecule: messenger RNA, 2504 nt
Organism: Corticium candelabrum
Lineage: Eukaryota; Metazoa; Porifera; Homoscleromorpha; Homosclerophorida; Plakinidae
Exons: 21
Coding region: 399-2357 (652 amino acids)
Molecular function (GO): protein binding
Source: RefSeq, a predicted model, not a curated record
CACACAAUACAACUUUCAAUUUCUAUAUUUUACCAAAUAAUGGCUAAAUUGAUAUUGUAUGUCAACAUGAUGAUAAGCAAUAUAAAUAGACCUAUUUUUGUAUGGCAGAGUCACAUUGUCUACUAGAAUGUCCAUUUUUUGUUUAGUCUGCGUGUACCUGUUACUUUCACGUGACCAAGUUGUGUUUUGACAUUUUGUAUUGCAAUAUAUUUUUGCCUAUUGUAUUCGUAUUCAACACACGAAUAAAAAAAGUUCAUCUGUGUCACAUGCUGCAAGUUACAUCCGGGGAUGCAGCUUUUACCAGGGUACAGAUAUCAAUCACAUAAAUGCGCAGAGUUUGUAAAUGACAUUAGCGCCGCCUCGCUCACAGAAACGGUCAUCGUUGCGGCUUUGCACGAAUGGCGAUGGCGCUUGUUCAAGAAACGGAAUUAGACGAGUUAUCAAGCGUCAUGGUCGGUCGCCAGCGUUUGACGUUCGAGAGGCAACUCGACUUCGUUCUCCAGUGGUGGCAAGAGAUGCAUUCCCUGCAAGUUUGUAGGGCUCUUGAACUGCUUGUUCGUCACUGCCAAAACAAGGAAAUGAGAUUUCUAUCAACUGUGCUAGAACCCACAUAUCACCGGGACUUCCUGUAUAGUGCACAGAGGAGGCAUCCUGAGAGAGAGUUCUUGCCGGUCUCGACCCCAGCGACUCGAAAAGUUCGAAGCAGAUUGCAGAACUCUCUUCGUCCAGAGCAUCGGCUGUUGUAUAGACCUCAAAGCAUGGUAUUUACCUCUGUGGAAGAUGUAAGGCAAUUGACUCUACGACAUCGAUCUCCAAGCCCAUCAGCUUUUUGUCAGUCACCCGAGGAUAAGCAAUUGUCUCCUUCUCAAGCUCAAAGUGCUGUUGGUUUUAAGAAUGUUACUCAUACUGAACGUCGAGCAGCGUCAUCACUAUUGGUUGAACGUCCCAGGAUGUCUUGUUUGUCUGUCGAUGGAUUUUCUCCAAGAAGAAAUGUUCAGUCGGCUCCUCCUUAUCGUCGUCAUUCAGCAAGUCCAGUGAGGCGGCACAUGUUUUCUCCAGAUUUCAAUGUAACUUCGGUUACCGCCGAGUUUUCUGUUAUUCGACAAACGAUUCAAUGGUUUACCUCAAGGUGGACAGACAACGAACGGCUAAUCGCACUGCGAGAGAUCCUACUGCUUCUCGACGAACACCAACUCUACUAUUUGUCAGGAAUCAUAGCAGUAACACAACGUCACGACUUGGUCUCACAACUUCCCGAAGACAUUGCCGUCAAAGUGAUGUGCUUCCUUCCUCCGAAAGAUCUUGUAGCCGUACAGAAAGUCAGUCGCAAGUGGUACCCAUUGGGCUCUAAUGAGGACGUAUGGCAGCAGAAGUGUCGAGAGAUUAUUCUAAGCGUUCCUAUUGGUAAAUUCAAUAGCUGGAAGGAGCUCUUCAGAUGCAAUGCUAUCACACAAGCCAACUGCAGGAAAGGCAAAUGCAGAGUCAAGAAAGUGAUGGGUCACACAGACGGGAUCCUUUGCUGCAAGGUGGAUGGAUUGCGGCUGGUGACGGGUAGCUUAGACAAGACGAUCAAGGUUUGGGAUGUGACAAGUGGUAAGCAUGUGUCGACUCUAGUCGGUCAUUUGCGUGGUGUUUGGUCUGUUGCAUUCCUCAAUCAGACUUUGCUUGUGAGUGCGUCUCACGAUCACACGAUCAAGAUAUGGAAUCUUCGAACGUCAACAUGCGAACGUACGGUGAUGGGACACGGUGGUCCUGUGUGGUCUGUUGCCGUUAAGAAGAAUAUUCUCGUGUCUGGAUCCCAAGACAAAGCUGUGUGCAUCUGGGACUUACGAAGUUGUAGCUGCGUGUGGAUGUUGACCGACCACGGUGGUCCUGUGUUUUGUGUUGAUAUUAAUGAAGAUGCAAGUCAGGCUUUCAGUGGGUCAGGAGACAAAACGAUUCGUAUGUGGGACAUCAAGAAAGGUUACUGUGUGCGAGUAUUGAAGGCCAGCUCGACGUUUUCUGUUAUGUCCAUAAACUACUCAAAGGGUUUCUUAGCAAGCUGUUCUGGUAAUGUAGUGUCCCUGUGGGACGCGAAGAAGGGACAACGUCUACAUACGUUUACGGAUCACAAGAAGAGGGUGGAAACAGUUCGAUUAUGUAUUGAAACAGGUGGUUGUGGGAAGUGGCAAGGAACCAUCGCGAGUGGUGGUAAAGACAUGAUGGUGAAAUACUGGGAUAUUAACAAAGUAUGCUGUCGUCAGACUUUUCGGGGUCACACGGACGUCGUCAGCGGCAUUCAUCUUGAUGGCUCACGCAUAAUCAGUGUAUCACACGAUCAGACAAUACGACAUUGGAACUUUCACACUACGCAGUAAUCGCGAAGUCAGCGGAGAGAUUAAAGACUACAUUUCUACCAUUCAGACAAAACCUGUCGCUCUAUUUAUUAAUGAUUUUAUUGUACUUGUAAGUAAGUCUGCAGUGAUUAUUUUAACAAGAAAAGUUAAUAUCAAACCAGCAGCAGC